AUGUCGCUUGUAUAUGGUGGGUCUGUAAAAGCCCCUAAGAUUCUUGCAGAUACCGUGGAGUCUGUGGCAGCUGCUAUUUAUGUUGACUUGAAUUUUUAUCUGGAGAAACUGGUGGAUGAUGUGUAUCUUUAUUUGCUUCUCUUUGUUUUAAACGAAAGUGAAAAGCUUGAUUUUGCUAAGUUUAAGCAUGUUGAUAUCAAACAUUGGCGAGAUGAGAGGAAGAGUAUUGCUAAUGUGUAUGUUGAUGGAGAAUUUGUUGCUUCGGGUUCUUCUGAACAUAAGGAAUUUGCCAAGCUUGAUGCUGCUAAGGUAGCUGUGGAUAAGUUAUCGCCAUCUAUGGGUGUAAAUGAUGAGUCGUUUGAAGGUGUUGUCUUAAUGGAUGGGUCAUUUCAUAUUGAAGAAGCAAAACAGAAGUUGCAUGAGAUUUGUGACCAGAAGAAGUGGCCUAGACCAAUUUACCACAUUGAGAAAGAUGAAGGUCCUUCACAUGAGAAGAGAUUUGUGUCCUUAGUUAAAAUUGCAACUAUAGAUGGGGUGCUAUACAUGAAGGGAGAUGAAAAGUCGAGAGAAAGAGAUGCGGAAAAUUCUGCACUUGAUGAUCCGGGCUUUAAAAGAAUAUCGUUAUAUAUGACGCAAAGCUCUACUUUCUGCAUUUGA
Messenger RNA from Prunus armeniaca (apricot), 657 nucleotides. The record is from the annotation of a GenBank genome assembly. Lineage: Eukaryota; Viridiplantae; Streptophyta; Magnoliopsida; Rosales; Rosaceae.